UUCGAAAGGAACCCGUUGAUUAUCAACUUCUUCCUCUGUCAGGUCGUUUUCCCAAAAGAAGCCAAGACAUUUCCUCAAAAACUCUCCGCAUCCGGUUGGAACAUCGCCGAACGAAGGCAACACAUAACAACGGGUCUUAGUGGCACCAAUGACAACCGCUAUCUUCUCCCCACUUCUAUUGAACAGGAUGACAUCCCUGCGCAAUUGAGUACAAAUGCUAAGGUGUUGAAUAUGAUCCUCCAGCCUGAGAACGAUCACUACCAAAGUGCAGCGAGUAGCAAGUUUCUGGACCUCAUCGUCAAGGAGACCCCUUAAAUCCGAGUUUUGUUGGAUGUGGGCGCUCAGAUGUUAGAGUACUCCAAUAAGGAAUUGGCAUCGAUAUGGCUUUCGCAAAUCUCUGCAGUGGAUAUAGAUGCUGUGAUCUUCUUCUCCGAAGAUGACGAAAUCCUCGUUAUUAGGCGUGAUGGAGUGACGGAACCGUUCAUCUCAUCGUCAUACAGACACCAGCUUGAUCGCUGUCUUGUGCACCUGGACGAUUCCCAUACAAGAGGCACAGUUGCCCGCCGAUUAUCGUGCCGCACUUACACUAGGUCCGAAAGUGACAAAGGAUAGACUAAUUCAAGGAUGUAUGCGAAUGCGCAGGCUGGGUAAGGGACAAUCUGUCUUAUUUCUCGCCCCUCCAGAUGUGGAUCGCAAAAUUCGCAAGCUCUCCAAAAAGAUCCACGG
Molecule: messenger RNA, 726 nt
Organism: Cantharellus anzutake
Lineage: Eukaryota; Fungi; Basidiomycota; Agaricomycetes; Cantharellales; Hydnaceae
Exons: 2
Source: RefSeq, a predicted model, not a curated record